AAAUCUCAACUACUGAUAAAACCUAUCUACUUGAACAACAAUACACUACUUAAUUCAAGAGCUCAGUAUCACUAGUUUGUUCAACGUAACAAGUCUACCCAAGUAUGGAUCGAGGUUUUCUCCUGUUGGCCGUUUUCCUAACUGCUAUAACAUGGGUUAGCGGUCUGGACUGUAUAUGGCCUUGUCCGAAAGAAGACUGCCGAGUUAUCGAUGAAAGUAAAUGCAAAGCUGGAACAACAUUGGACAUAUGUGGUUGUUGCACUGUAUGUGCUAAGGCUGAAGGAGAGAGCUGUGGUGGUCCAUGGGACAUGGAAGGCACAUGUGGUACAGGCUUGUUUUGUCAAAAAAACGAGAACCAAGACAUUAACACCAAGGGAAUCUGUGUUCCAGUUUCAUCGUAUUGAAAAACUUCAAAUCGAUUUUUAACAGUUCAGGGUGCAUGAUCUAAUUGAAAAAAUAAACCACUUCAACAAACUUU
This is a messenger RNA of Limulus polyphemus (Atlantic horseshoe crab), 478 nucleotides long. Its product is annotated as venom protein 302-like. Gene Ontology annotation, cellular component: extracellular region. The record is from RefSeq and is a predicted model, not a curated record. Gene Ontology annotation, biological process: regulation of signal transduction; regulation of cell growth. Bases 105 to 404 code for a protein of 99 amino acids. Gene Ontology annotation, molecular function: insulin-like growth factor binding. Lineage: Eukaryota; Metazoa; Arthropoda; Merostomata; Xiphosura; Limulidae. The transcript has 4 exons.